Daktulosphaira vitifoliae (grape phylloxera) is the source of this 892-nucleotide messenger RNA. RefSeq lists its product as uncharacterized. The record is from RefSeq and is a predicted model, not a curated record. Lineage: Eukaryota; Metazoa; Arthropoda; Insecta; Hemiptera; Phylloxeridae. The transcript is spliced from 4 exons. The coding region runs from base 74 to 892 and encodes 272 amino acids.
GCUAUCUAUAUCUAAAACAUCUAGGAAUAGCUUAAACAUUUAGGUGGAACUUUUUAAGAUAAAUUUUACUAAAAUGAAUGUUAUUAUGCAAUUUGUUUUAGCAAUUGUGCUGUUUUUACCCGUUUCAUCUGUACCACAAGUCUUGAAUACUGUUAUAUCUCCGUAUGGUGUUUUAAAACUAGUAGAAAAGAGACGAGUAUUAAACGAAAAACACCUUUUGUUCCUAAACAAACUUUUUAAAACCGAAGACAAUGAAUUAAUUUUUUUAGAAAAUGAUAUAAGACUUUUAAAUUCUCGACAAAAGGAAACACUACGAGAAAAGUACAAUAAAAGAAUAGAAUUUUUACACUGUCAAAAUUCAUGUAUACUGAAGUACAUCGAAAGGAAAAUUAUAGAUGAUCUUCUAUUAAUUGAUGGCAAACCAGACCCAAAAAAAAUAAAAGGAUUUAAAGUAUACAAAACUUAUGUAGAAAAUAUGUUAUCGAUAUUGUUUUAUAAUCAUAUUAAAGCAAAUAAUUGGAUUUUUUCAAUUUAUAUGAAACUUUUAGCUGUAGUUAAAGAAAAUAAUAUAGUUCUAAAUAAAUUUUUUUUCUCAAGAAUUAAAAUGACUAUAGAAAAAUAUAAAAAUAACGUAAUGAACAUUUAUUCUAACGGUAUGUGGGCUAUCGAACCACAUGUCUUCUUGGAACUUCAUUGGAGGAUUCAGCAUAUUAUUUAUACACAUUUUUUACUACAUAUUGCAUUUCAUUUAAACGCAUUUUGGAAUGAAUCGGGCAUAAAUGUUAUCGUAGAAACUGAAUCAUUUGUUUCUGUUAUACAAGAGCAAUAUAAAAAUGUGAAUGUCAAAGAAUUAUGGCAAUCGCUUGUAGCAGAAGAUGAAAAAGAUAAAUAA